Messenger RNA from Synchiropus splendidus (mandarinfish), 2317 nucleotides. It is a transcript of the gene camk2n1, whose product is annotated as calcium/calmodulin dependent protein kinase II inhibitor 1. Gene Ontology annotation, biological process: negative regulation of protein kinase activity. Gene Ontology annotation, molecular function: protein kinase binding; calcium-dependent protein kinase inhibitor activity. Lineage: Eukaryota; Metazoa; Chordata; Actinopteri; Syngnathiformes; Callionymidae. The transcript is spliced from 2 exons. The record is from RefSeq and is a predicted model, not a curated record. The coding region runs from base 546 to 788 and encodes 80 amino acids.
AACCAACAUAGGCGUAUGAGUGGCUUCUUUAACAUAUGUGUGUUGAGCUCCAGCACCAAAGAGGCGAGACAGAUGUCCCGCUCUACACCGCGCUCUCCGCGUCGCCAUCAGCGUGAUUGCGCGCACGAGCCGGAGCGUGGAGCUCGGGAACAUCACGACUCGACGCCAGAAAAGCCCCGCGCUGCUCCCUCGCCAGGUCUCCCUGGGAUCCGGGUUUUGCAUCGCUCCUGCAUUUGCAGAUUUUCCGCGAGACGCUUCAGAGUGCAGGACGCGCCACGACGCCGCUCGCCUUCCUCCAUUUCCCCGCGACGACAACACUGGAUUCUACUCCCACCUAAAUAAUGUUGCCGAAGCUUCGGCAGCGAGAAGCCUGAAGAUUUGAGCUGCGCCCUCCGGAGACACGUGUGUUGGGGCUAAACCCCGCGCUCUCCGUCCUGUCACCCGCAGCAGCCUCCUUGUUGUUUGUUCGCUCCUUUUGUUCGAGCGACAACCGUCUCGGCUGCAGGCUUCUCCCUCCAGUUUGUGGUCUUCAAAAGAGCGCGGAGAUGUCGGAGGUGCUGCCGUUCAACGAGGAGAAAGUGAGUCAUUAUGGAAACGAGGGCGACGAGGGACACCUUUCCUUCACCUGUCGUCUUCAAGACACCAACAACUUCUUCAACGGAUCGCAGAACAAACGUCCGCCAAAGCUGGGCCAGAUAGGCAGAAGCAAACGAGUUGUUAUCGAGGAUGAGAACGGCGAAGACGAGGCGCAGAAAAAUGGAACAGAGAAGACCCCGGCAGAGGCUUAGACCGCCACGGCUGACUGCCCCCCCCCACCCUCCCUCCUCUUAAGAGACACUUGAAAUUUUUUAAAAAUGGCGAUAUUUACCAGUCUCAAUCCAAAGACACUGUAUAUAAGCACUUUCUCUCAUGUGGCAGCGAGCAGCUCUUCCACACCCGAGGGAGACCCCCGGGUGGACCCCCGACUCCUACGCAACGUACGCACCAACGCGCUAACAAACGCCCUGAUCGCAGGGCCUCGCCAUAAACCCAAACCUGAGAUCAACUGCAGGGGGCACCGGGGGGGGUCGUCGGAGGAGGCCGCUGUCGAAAUGCAGAAUUCAGGGAAGGAAACAGACGUAAAUCUGACGUAAAAACUAAAGCACACGCUUGUUUAACUUCUAACUCCACACCAGACCGUUGGUCCCGCGCCUCAGUUGGAUGGCGAGUUUGUACAUACAGAGAGCCCGGCCCAUAUCUUACCGCACAAGUGGGGGUCCAUGAACUGUUUUCCGUUGAAUAUUUAUUUCGUGUUGUCGCAGCGACGCAAGGCCAGUUUCAAGUGUUUCUUUUUUUUAAAUGUUGAGUGAAUGGGUUUCGAUUGUUGCCGAGUGUUAUUUUUGGUUUCAGCAGACGGGGUUUCCCGCAGAGAAUCGGUGGGGGCGGGCUCAUAAGGUCACAGCCUAUGUUCUGUCAGUUUUCUGUGUGAGUGCGAGUGCAUGGUGUCGGACAGGGAGUGGCGUAGCAUUUCCUAUAAGAUCAACAUCUGUUGUCGUGUGAUGUUUUUUUGGGGGUCAGUCGAUAUUGUCAGUGCUGCGGGAAACCCUGGUGACCUUCUGCCCUGUUGCCCAGGCUCCCACCUGGCUGAUACUAUAAGUGAUCUAUUGCGUUAUUGUGUGUGCCAAAAGUUCACGCGGAAUAUUCCGACUACUGUUGUUGCGUUUUUGCUUCUUUUUUUUUUUCCUUCAUGGCCUUUUUUUUUUUUUUUAAUUGUUGUUGCUGUUGUUUGGUUUGAGCCAUUUUUAGGGCUCUUUCUUCAAAGACUGAAAAAAUCAAGUCGUGCAUGGCAAACCUAAAAUCAUGCAUGCCUGGCAGAAGCUCUGAAACUCUUGUGUAUUCUUGGAGCACCUCGUAUACAGCUUUGAAUGACAAACCUCAAGAAACGGUCUUAACGCUGCGUUGUACUGUACAACUCACUUGGACUUGUACGUCGGCCUCAUAUCUUGUAAUAAAGACGAUGACAAACUAUAUACUGUUAGGUGUUGAUUUGGCUUUACAGUACGGAAUGAUGUACUAGAUGUAUCGGUUUCCUUCUGUUUUUAAUCUUGUUUUGCAAUUGUAGCGAAAACACUAAAGUAUAGUUUUGUAUAAGGACGAUUAGAGGUCGUAGGUUGACUGACUUUUGGAUGUUCUUGUACAGUUUCCUGUUACUGGAUGCCACGGAGGGUCAAGUCAGCAUUUUCCACUGUGAGAUAGUAGCACCGGGAUCUUUCUAUGGAACCGUCUCGUUUUGAAGGAUGUAGAAAUUGGAACAGAGAUGAAUAAAUAUUCAAAACAA